Molecule: messenger RNA, 3438 nt
Organism: Anguilla rostrata (American eel)
Lineage: Eukaryota; Metazoa; Chordata; Actinopteri; Anguilliformes; Anguillidae
Product: protein CEPU-1-like
Exons: 10
Coding region: 148-1248 (366 amino acids)
Source: RefSeq, a predicted model, not a curated record
UCCUACUGCCUCUCUCCAUCGGGGAAGACUGGGACUUAUCAUUGGAACUGCGCGCUUCGCGGUAGUACUUUACUGUGGAUUUUAAAUUCACCACCUGCGUUUUCAAAACAGCCCGUUCGCUCGAGACAAACUACCAAUAGAAUCGACAUGAACAGUCCGGUGUGCUGGGUUAUCCUGAUCGGGAUGGCUAUUCUGCUGCUUCAACAAGGAUUACCAGUCCAUAGCCAAGGGGAUUCUCAAUCUGACAACACAAUGAUGGACAACAUUACCGUCAGGCAAGGUGAAACGGUUGUUCUCAGGUGUUUGCAGGGCAACUCUGUGACGCACACAGCCUGGCUGAACCGCUCCAGCAUCCUGUACGCCGGAGAAGAGAAGUGGUCAGUCGACCCCAGAGUGAGUCUGCUGGCACUGAACCAGGAGGAAUUCACCAUACAGAUGGAGGACAUGGAUACGUCUGAUGAGGGCCUGUACACGUGCGCAGUGCAGACGCGAACCAGGCCCAGAACCACAGCGGUGCACAUUAUUGUCCUGGUGUCACCGAAAAUCAUAAAUUUAGCAAAGAACAUAACUGUGAAUGAAGGUUCGAAUGUCACUCUCUUGUGCUCUGCAAAUGGAAAGCCAGAACCCACGGUCACUUGGAGAUUUCUGUCACCAGCCGACCAGGUUGCCGUCUCAGAGGACGAGUAUCUGGAAAUCCCGGCGAUCACUCGGCAGAAAGCAGGAAGUUACGAGUGCACCGCGUCCAAUGAGGUGUCCACAGAUGUGCAGACCACAGAACUAAUUGUCAACUACCCACCAGCUGUUUCAGAAGGUAAAGACAUCGGCGUUGCUCUGGGUCAGAGAGCCAUCCUCCUGUGUGAGGCAGAUUCUCAGCCUGCCGCCGAGUUUGAGUGGUACAAAGAGGAGAAAAGGAUCACCGAUGAGGUUGAAGGUAUUGAGAUCGAGAACACUGCAGAAUAUUCAAAGUUGAUCCUUUUCAACAUCUCAGAAGAUGGUUAUGGAAACUACACUUGUGUCUCCAUCAACAAACUUGGCAGUGCAAAUACAAGCAUUGUUGUGUAUGAAGUAAUUGAGCCCACUAGCUCGACACUGUUGCAAGAAAAGACAACAUUUCUCAUGGCAUCAACAUAUUAUCCAAUACUGAAAGGGCCCGGAGCAGUGCAGGAUGGGAAUAGCAGUGCCGUGGGAACGUACACCUCAGCCUGUCUACUCCUUGUGAUGUGUCUUCAGCUCCUGCUCAGGUUUUGAUACAAAAUGGCGAUCUGGAGGGCAGCUGGACAUCCACAUGCUUUUAUUAUUUUUUUCUCUCUGGCUUUCUCCCUCUCACGUCUCUCUCCUGGCACAACAGACUGUUGUACAUUAUGUGCAUGGGGGCAACCAUUACAGUACAUGUCAUUUCCAAUCUCUAAAUGUUCUCAAACUUAAUGUUUUUAAUUUAAAAAAAAAUGUUUAUUUCUUUCAUUUUGAGAGGAGGAUGGGGAGGUGGUGGGUGAGCAGUGGGGAUGUGUAAAGUGUGGUUGAAAUUUGAAAGCUUAAACUUUAAGCUAAGCUGCCCGCUGUGUUGCUGCGGCCUAUUGCAGACAAUGGUUGGAUUGCUACUUUUGAGAAAUAAAUAAUAAGUUAACCAUAUGGGUUACUGGGUAUAUUUCACCAGCUCACUUAGUGAGUGGCUCUUUCUGUUGGCUAACUUAUGCAUAUCUUAUUUUAAAGGAUUUUAGGCAUCAUUCUUUUGCUGGAUAAUGAAACUUCCAGACAAGAUAUCCAUCUUUACUUUAAGCCAUUUGUUUAAGUUGAAUCACAUUAUGGUAGAACUGAAUCUAGAGUAAGGGCCAUUUUUACUAAGGAUAUUUUAUAGACGCCAGCAAGACAAAUAGCAUUUUUUUGUACCUACUAUGGUUUGUACUGAUAAAAUGACAGAAAUGCAGCAUCCCUAAAUUCCCUCAUUUACACAACCACUCUUUGUAAAUACCCUGCUAAAUUGAAAACAUGCAGUGACAGAAUUUUACGGCCCCUGACGGUAAUUUGCGGUGUUCUUAGUAAAUAUGGCCCAUUGUGUGUUUUCUUUUUUGUUUGUUUGUGUUUGUUUUGCGUCUAAAGAGAGCAGUAUUAUAUUUCGGAAGACAAAUUAUAUGGUUAUUGAGUAAGGUAUUUUCCCCACAAUUAUGUAAAUUGUGAUAUUAUUAAUGUGAUGUGCACUAUGCUAAUUUUUGUGUUAUUGAUGACAUUUUAAGAGAGAUGUUGAUAUAAAAAGGUUACUGUUGAUGUUCUGGUAAAUAUCAAAUUGUGAUUCAGCUAUUAAAAGUUGUGUUUUAACAUUUGAAAGCAAUUAUGUCAAGAAAUAGUGUAUUUUUCCAUUUAAAUCUCUCAAGCAGGAAGUGUAUCAUGGGAAUUGGGACUGUUCGGAUUGAAUGUGUCAUAAGGUCAGUUAUUGGUUAUUCAACCAGUGCCAGCAAAAGCCAGAUUGAUUUAAAUAAAGCAUUGUGUUUUUGAAUGUUCAUUUCAAAUGAUUAUGACCUGGGUUCAAUCAAGAUUUUUCACUGAAUUGUAAUUAAGUAUAUAUUUUUUCUUCAAGUACACUUCAGUUAAUUGUAAUUCAUUUGGAUAGUUUUACUUGCCAAACUGUUUGUAUUGUAUUGUAUAAAUAAAUACAUAAGCAAAUAAAUCAACAUUUGUCCUAAAUAAAUAAAUUAAGGACAAAUAUUGAUACAUUUAUGAGAUUUGCAGCAAGCUAGGUUUUUUUAUGUAGCUUACUGAAAUCUAAAAAAUAGGGGUGGCACCUGGGGUGGCCAAUCAAAUUCCAGAGGUGGCCAUUGCCUCCCUGGCCUCCCCAUUGGACACGCCCCUGACUGAAAUACUACUGCUCAAAAAUAAGAGAGUGUUAUAAAUGACAUUUUCCCCAACUGAGUGCAGUGACCCUUAAAAUUUGUAAUAAUAUACAUAUGAUUCUCGACAUUGAAAGUAUUUUAAAAUGACUAGGAAAGAAAGUUGUUUUUAACUAUAAAUACCAAUAAAAUACAAAAGACUAGUUUUAGUCAGAUGGAUGAGAAAUAAUUUCUAUUCAAUAGCCAUGGUAAAAUAAACAAAUGUAAAUAUGUUUGAACACUAUUAUGAUGAAAGGUCUAUUUUCCUGUUCAAAAAGUGAAACCAUUGUCAUUUUUUUUUUCAAUUAAGAUGAAUGAAAUCAUUAUUAAGCAAACCAGUGUGAAAAAAAUGAUGAUGUGUUUUAUGAUAGACCUUUACGAUAAACAAGUCAUUUUCACUGGAAAAUUAAUACAUAAGGCCCUCUUUUGUCCAAAAAGAGAAACUGCUAAAAUAACAAAUGUCUUUUUCCACUCAGAUGGGUAGGAAAUCAUCUUUAUUCAACCUUGGUGAAAUGAAUGAAAAUGUGUUUGCUGAUUUUUAUGAUGAAAAAGCUAUUCUCAUGUCAAUAAAGUGAAA